Molecule: messenger RNA, 720 nt
Organism: Eutrema salsugineum
Lineage: Eukaryota; Viridiplantae; Streptophyta; Magnoliopsida; Brassicales; Brassicaceae
Product: copper transporter 4
Exons: 1
Coding region: 18-476 (152 amino acids)
Biological process (GO): intracellular copper ion homeostasis; copper ion transmembrane transport
Cellular component (GO): plasma membrane
Molecular function (GO): copper ion transmembrane transporter activity
Source: RefSeq, a predicted model, not a curated record
CACCCAAAUUAAAGGAGAUGUUGUCUAGUGAAAAUUUCACCGUAGUAGAGGCAUGGAACACUACCACAACAACGCAAACGCAAACGCAAACGCAGACGCCACACAGACCAUCACUGCUACACCCAACUUUCUAUUGGAGUUACGAUUGCGAAGUGCUUUUCCCGGGAUGGCCUGAUUCUAGCCGUUGGAUGUAUGCUCUCGCACUUAUCUUCGUCUUCUUUUUGGCGUUCUUAGCUGAGUGGCUAGCUCGGUGCUCUGACGCAGCUUCCUCUAUCAAACCCGAUGCUGAUAAGUUUGCAAAGGUGGCGUUUCGUAUAGCUAUGUAUGCCGUCAAGUCCGGCUUCAGCUACCUCGUGAUUCUUGCCGUUGUUUCGUUCAAUGGCGGCGUUUUCAUCGCCGCCAUUUUGGGGCAUGCUUUUGGGUUCGCCGUUUUCCGUGGCCGUGCGUUUCGUAAUGCGGGUCGGGUCGACGGGUAAGAAUCGGAAACCCAACAUGAAUCAAACCGUUUGAUUUUGUUUGGUUUGAUGUUUUGUGAGUUUGGUGAGUGAAGUAAUGGCCCUUUUGUUCUUUGGUUUUCGUUUUUAUUCCUCUUGUGAAAAUAACUUGAACGAAUAUACAGAUUCAAUUCAUGUCUUCUUAAAGAUCGGUUUACGUUUUCUCCUCAAAGAUCGUAGUUGUGCCUCAAAAUCAACAAAAUAUGAAGUUCUUCACACAAUAUAG